Messenger RNA from Gilbertella persicaria, 1168 nucleotides. Its product is annotated as UDP-glucose 4-epimerase. The record is from RefSeq and is a predicted model, not a curated record. Lineage: Eukaryota; Fungi; Mucoromycota; Mucoromycetes; Mucorales; Choanephoraceae. The transcript has 4 exons. Gene Ontology annotation, biological process: beta-D-galactose catabolic process via UDP-galactose, Leloir pathway. The coding region runs from base 26 to 1090 and encodes 354 amino acids. Gene Ontology annotation, cellular component: cytosol. Gene Ontology annotation, molecular function: UDP-glucose 4-epimerase activity.
AAGAUAAACUUUUCUUUUAUUAAACAUGGUCCAGAAAGCUGUUCUUGUCACUGGUGGUGCUGGUUAUAUCGGCUCACACACUGUUAUCGAAUUGUUAAAUGCUGGCCGUGAAGUUGUUAUCUACGAUAAUCUCUACAAUGCUUCUUACGAAGCCGUUCGUCGUAUUGAAAAAAUUACUGGCAAGAAGCCCAUCUUUUACAAGGCCGAUAUUCUCGAUAAAAAGGCUCUUUUAGAAGUCUUUAGCCGUCACCCUAUCGACUCUGUUAUUCACUUUGCCGGUCUUAAGGCUGUAGGUGAAUCUACUGAAAUUCCUCUUGACUACUAUUACAACAAUAUCACUGGUACUAUUGUCUUGUUGCAAGCCAUGAAAGAAGCUAACGUAAAGAACGUUGUCUUUUCUUCUUCUGCUACUGUGUAUGGUGAACCCCCUAUCAUUCCUAUCCCUGAAACUAGUCCUACUGAUGCAAAGAGCCCUUAUGGACGUACAAAGUUGUUUGUCGAGCAUAUUAUUCGCGAUCUUUGUACCGCUGAAAAAGAAUGGAAUGCCGCUUUACUUCGUUACUUUAACCCUGCUGGUGCUCAUCCUUCUGGCAUCUUGGGUGAAAACCCUACUGGCAUUCCUAACAACUUGAUGCCCUACUUUGCUCAAGUGGCUAUUGGUAAGCGCGAAUACUUGUCUGUGUUUGGUAGUGAUUAUCCUACUCGUGAUGGUACUUGUAUCAGAGAUUAUAUCCAUGUGGUUGAUUUGGCUAAAGGCCAUUUGGCUGCUUUAAAGAAACUUGAAGAUAAACCUGGCUGUGUUGAAUAUAACCUUGGUACUGGUGUAGGUUCUACUGUCUUGGAAAUGGUCCAUGCUUUUGAAAAGGCUGUUGGUCGUGAAUUACCUCAUAAAAUUGUGGGUCGUCGUCCUGGUGAUGUUCCUAACCUUACUGCUGAUCCUUCCAAGGCAAACAAGGAGUUGAACUGGAAGGCUGAAUUCAGUUUAGAUGAGGCUUGUGCUUCUUUAUGGAACUGGCAAAGCAAUAACCCUUCUGGUCUUGAAGGAUUUCCUUCUGAAGCUCCCGCUGAAACUGUCCUCAAUUACCUUUAAAUCAAACUUUUUAUAAACAUACAUACAUAUAUAUAUAUAUAUCAAACAUUUUAUAGAGUAAAGUCUUUUUGAAGAAAA